GUUUUCUUAAUGUGCGUAAAAACAUAUAAACAUGAAUUUUACCAUACAUAAGAAGAUGCUAAUCUUUGAUGUUGAAAAUAAUUACUGUGUUCUUUAUUUAUUAAUUGAGAUUUGGGUCAGGUCACCAAGUCUGGUAACACGUUUAGUAUAAUUAAAUAACAAUCUCCGGUUCAAGGUUCAGCUGUUGCGUCGACGAGAUCCGUCGUCAAGAUCUCAGAUCUCUCUCUGACACUCCGGCGAGAUGAGUUCUCCGGGAGCGAGCAUGUUCACCAAUUUCACCAAGCUCUGCAAAGGACUCGCUCUUGUGCUCGUGGUGGGGCACGCAUUGGUUCACUUCGUCCCCGCCACCGUCACGUACCUCGCUCUCAUUCCCGCGAGGACUAUUCCUUUUGGCUGGAAUCUGAUUACAAGCGGCUAUUUCGAACUCUCUGUAUAUGGGGUUGUCUUCAGCACCGUUUCUCUCCUCUUUAUGGGAAAGUUUUUGGAGCCUGUCUGGGGUUCCAAGGAGUUCCUUAAGUUCAUCUUCGUCGUGAACUUCCUUACCUAUCUCUGUGUUUUCGUCACAGCCAUUGCUUUGUACUACAUUACCAGGCUCGAAAUCUACCUAUAUAUGCCCUUUGCUGGUUUUCAUGGUGUCUUGGCAGGCCUUCUUGUCGGGAUUAAGCAGAUAAUACCUGACCAGGAGGUAUUGCUCGUAAAGAUAAAAGCAAAGUGGUUGCCCUCGAUUAUGCUAGUUUUGUCAGUUGCCUCAAGCUUCUUCACACUAAAUUCAGCAGCAUACCUUCCCACUUUGAUAUUUGGUACAUAUAUGGGCUGGUUAUACCUCAGAUACUUGCAGAGGAGGCCAGAGACUAAGCUCAGAGGUGAUCCGAGUGAUGACUUUGCCUUCUCCACUUUCUUUCCUGAAUUUCUCAGACCGGUGAUUGAACCUAUAGCCUCAAUAUUCCAUCGGAUGCUUUGUGGACGAUCAAAUGCCACCAGCGAAGACCAUGGUUAUACUACCAGCGGUGCUCCAUUACCCGGCUCUGACUCUGCUGAAGCUUCCAGGAGGAGAGAAAGAGGAGCAAGAGCUCUAGAGGAGAGACUUGCAACGGAAAGGUUGGUUCCUCCAAAAAACAAAGAUGAGUUGCAGAGUGAUGCUUUGGAUAGCGUUUAAGUGGGAGACUGCAACUAGUUUUCUUGAAGAAGUUGUGUGGGUUCUUGUUUUUUUUUUUUUUUUAUGAAAUUGACUUUAUACAGACAGAACCGAUCAGCUUCUCCGUAAAUUCUUAUGACAGUUAAAGAAAAAUUAGUGCAUUUCCUUAACCAGUUAGAAACAAAUUUCAUUGGACGAGCGAAUAUAAAUGUAUACAUGUUUCACUA
Molecule: messenger RNA, 1362 nt
Organism: Brassica napus (rape)
Lineage: Eukaryota; Viridiplantae; Streptophyta; Magnoliopsida; Brassicales; Brassicaceae
Product: rhomboid-like protein 19
Exons: 8
Coding region: 242-1156 (304 amino acids)
Biological process (GO): retrograde vesicle-mediated transport, Golgi to endoplasmic reticulum
Cellular component (GO): membrane; Golgi apparatus
Source: RefSeq, a predicted model, not a curated record